Molecule: messenger RNA, 1311 nt
Organism: Acanthamoeba castellanii str. Neff
Lineage: Eukaryota; Discosea; Longamoebia; Acanthamoebidae
Exons: 10
Coding region: 1-1311 (436 amino acids)
Source: RefSeq, a predicted model, not a curated record
AUGGAGGCCCACGAAGAUGCGGAGCUCCAGGCCGAGGGGGCCUCCCUUUUCCCCGCGGGCCUGACCUUGGACGAGGUGCGCGAAGCCGUGCGCGGCAUCAAGGCCUACGUCGAAUUCGACCGCCAGGACCACGUCGUGUUCUCGUACGUGCUGGUCACCACCGAGACCUUCCCCGACCCGGCCCUCGCUCCCGACCCGACGACGCGGCGUGUGUGGCAGGUGAGGCGCGAAUGCCGCGGGCUCGUGUUCGCCAAAUCCGGUGAACUCCUCUCGCGCCGGUACCACAAGUUCUUCAACAUCAACGAGUCUCGGGAGGCCAACGUGGCCAACAUCGACUUCUCCCGCCCGCACGUCAUCCUUGAGAAGCUCGACGGCUCCAUGGUCUCGCCGUACGUGGUGGCGGGUCGGCUGCUGUUCGCCACGAAGAAGGGUCCCUCGCCCGUGGGAAACGACGUCGCGCAGUUCGUGGAGCGGGUCAAGGCGGCUCAGGACUACGCGGCCUUCUGCCACACCUGGAUACAGCACGGCUACACCCCGCUGUUUGAAUGGUGCUCGCGCAUGACGCCGAUCAUCCUGGACUACCCCGAGGACCAGCUCGUCCUCACCGCCCUGCGCCACAACCACUCCGGCAACUACCUCAGCUAUCCGCGCAUGGUGGAGGCGGGCAGGGAGCACGCGAUUCCGGUGGUGCGGGAGUACAACGCCGGCCACACGCGAUCACACAGCCUCGCCGAGUUCCUGGAGACCAUCAAGAACGACCGCGGCCUCGAGGGCUGCGUGCUGCGGUUCGACGACGGCGCGAUGUUCAAGAUCAAGACCCUAUGGUACCACAACCUCAACCGGGGCCUCCACAUGAUGACCAAGACCAGGACCAACAACGAAAAGUUCAUGUGGCGCAUCAUCCUCGACCACAAGUACGACGACAUGAAGGUCUACAUCUCCGUCGACGAGAGAUCGCGGAUCGAUCGGUUCGCCAACGACCUCCUCACCAACCUGGAGGCGAGCGCCUCCGCCAUCGAGACCGAGGUGGCCCAAUUCAAGGCCACCCUUCCCGAGGAGGGGAACGCCGCCGAGCGGCAGAAGGCCUUCGCGCAGUUCGUGAGCUCCCGCGACAAGCUGGUGCAGCCCGUCUUCUGGAAGGUGUGGCGCGGUGACGACGCCCGCGAGAGUGUGCUCUCCCAUGCGCUCAAGAAUCUGGAGCGCAGCCUGGCCGAGGUGAGCGUUCUCUUCGCCGGCGGCGUCCGGUUUGCGCAGUACGCCAAGGACACCGAAAACCAGGUGGCCCGGCGGUCCUUCUCCGACUGGCACUGA